Cyphellophora europaea CBS 101466 is the source of this 780-nucleotide messenger RNA. RefSeq lists its product as uncharacterized. Gene Ontology annotation, cellular component: nucleus. Gene Ontology annotation, molecular function: RNA polymerase II transcription regulatory region sequence-specific DNA binding; DNA-binding transcription activator activity, RNA polymerase II-specific. The transcript has a single exon. Gene Ontology annotation, biological process: regulation of transcription by RNA polymerase II. Bases 1 to 780 code for a protein of 259 amino acids. The record is from RefSeq and is a predicted model, not a curated record. Lineage: Eukaryota; Fungi; Ascomycota; Eurotiomycetes; Chaetothyriales; Cyphellophoraceae.
AUGUCGGCUUAUCGGGGUCGUACUGGCCCCAACUUCAGCGAGUAUCUCAACAAUCUGAACUCGCUAUCGCCCUACGAAGAAGAGAAUUUCAAUCCCGAGGGUCUCGAUUUCGAAUCGGAUCUUGCCAUGUUCACCAAUACCGACUUCACUCAUCUCGAUGUCCCACAGUUGCCCGAAGAGACAGGUUUCAACUACACCAUGAACAAUGAGAAGCCGACCGAUACCCGCUAUCAAGAGUUGUUGGUCGGUGCAGAUGCUCAGAACUUUGGCGCUGGCCCAGUGACCACCUCUCCCGCUGAUACCCCCAGCUACUACAACUACAACACGCCGAUCCAGCCCGCCCCUACUGCCGCGUUCCCCAUCGAAGGCGCUCAGGCUCAACCCGCGCGUCCGGCUCAGUCUGGUCCGUCGCGUCGCAAGACCGAACCAGUCGAGUCUCACCAGGCCAGUCCCGAGGAUGCAUCGCGUUUUGCUGCCGAGGAAGAUAAACGGAGACGUAACACAGCUGCCAGUGCUCGUUUCCGAGUCAAGAAGAAGCAGCGGGAACAGGCUCUUGAGCGUAAUGUCAAGGACAUCACCGAUCAGAACUCGAAAUUGCAAUCCAAAGUUGAACAACUCGAGAUGGAGAACAAGUGGCUUAAGGAUCUAAUCACCGAGAAGAACGCAGUGCAGAGUAAAGAGGAGAUCGACGAGGCGUAUCAGCGAUUCAAGCGCGAAUCCGAGGAGCGACAGGACCUCAGAUCCGAGAGUCCUCGCACUAAGGGUGUUGGUACCAAGUGA